UUUUUUUUUUAAAAUUCAACGCUUCAACCUUGUCGGUAUCGCUGUAUGUAAUAUGUAUAUCACCAUUUUCUUUAAUAUCCUGAAGCGGUGGUAUUUCAGUAUGGAUUUAGUUUUCAAUAUAUCUUUCAAAAGUUUCCAAUACAUUUUUAGAACUUUUGAUACUUGCAUCAGUAAGAUUGGCUUCUAUAUUAUCAUAAUAGUUUGAUAUCGCUACUUUUUUCAUAUUGUUAACUUAGUUACGUAGUUUAAUAAACAAAAUAUCCCAAUCAGAAUUGCUUUUUUUGUUUUGAGCGCUUUACUUCUCGCGCAGUUUCUUACUCUUAGACGGAUUGUUUUCCGCAGUGCUGGAUCGAACCAUGGUUUAUCGUUAGGUCUAAUGAAGAUUUUUUUUUUCGGAAUGGAUUGUUUUACAUGGUUUAAGAAAGUUGUAGACAAAGUUCUCUCCGCCCGAUCUAUAUGUUAUAGGUGGUAGGUCAAAAUAUGGUUUAACCCCCAACCCCCCGAAAGUUGAAAAUAAAAAUCAUUAAUUUCCCAUAGAUCUUCCCAAGAAACCAACCUGGCAACCGUGUCGGCAAACAGGCGUUACUUACCCCAACAAGGGCAUAGUGACGGCAUAUUAAUGAAGUAAAAUAAGUGAGUAUAUAUAGUCCGGCCGCUUGAAAUUUAUCAAGUCAGGGCCCUCAGCAAGAGGCUGGUGUAGAGAAGUCCCGAGAACAACUGUUGCUGGGAAGAAAUUGAGAUGACAUCGAAGCUGCAAGAAUUUAAAGGAGUGGGAUGAUCUGGUUCUGCCUGGAAUCAGGUGGUCAUGGCGAGAAAAGACCUGGUCCUGCAUGAUUCGAGGGUCUCCAAGUUUAAAGCAGAGACAAAAUACAACAUCACAGUCAAGCCAAUCUUCUCUCAAGACUGUCUCCGUAAAUCUCCACUGCUCGUCGGGGAUUACGGAGACAGCCAAGAAGUUGUCUAUUGAAAGAAAGAAAUAUUACCCUUUGAACAUCUACAAUUCAGUUGAUGAUAGAUCAAAGAAAAAACAUUGUAAAGAACUAUGCAACCCUGUCCAUGUAGUUCAUGCUAGAAGGUUAUGUGAAUUUUUACAUGAAUGUUUUGAAUAUUGCGCUCUAAAAGUAAAGUGCUAUAAUUAUAUUUAAUUAAUGUAAUAUGUGAUGCUAAAUUGCAUACAUACAGUUAGUCCGAAAUAUCUGACGUUUUCCUGGUUUAUUUUAUGAAUUUGAUAUUUACCGUGCCAGGCACGGUAAAAUACAUGCAUCAAAAUCAUAAAAUAAGCCAGGAAAACGUCAGACAUCACAGGUACAUGUCAAAUAUAUAUACUUGUAUUUACAUUUAUGUAUAUGAACUGUUAGUAUUUAGUUUAUUGUCAUUAUGUAUCUCAUAUUGUGUAACGUGAUUGUAUGCCAACAUGCUUGGUGAAUCAAUAAAUAAAUUGAAUUGAAUAUUGAUCGGGCUCGUUAUUUGCAUUUAAAACGCAAUGAUGUAAACAUCCGUUUUCAUUUUCAACUUGCUUAAGCAGGUGCUUGCUAUUGUGUUGCGUGUUCUUUUUGAAAUGAAGAAUGUAUUUUUGUGUCUGUUCUGUUUAUCUACACUCCAGGAGGUUACAAACUCCAGGCACUUCAAUCAAAACCCGCCAAAACUAAAUGUGUUAUUACUGAUAGCCGACGAUUUGGGAAUUGGUGAUCUCAGUUGCUAUGGAAACAAAAAUAUAACGACCCCAAAUCUAGAUCUUCUCGCCGCCGAGGGUAUAAGAUUCAACAGGAUGUAUUCAUUUCCAUCAGAUUCCGGGAGCAUGUCGGCAAUUCUGACGGGCAGGCAACCCCGGAAGUUGGGUUUUGUAAAAGGUAUUCAGGAUUGGACAGAUUUCUGGAGUCCUGCUCAGUCAGGUGGACUGAUUCCCGGGGAAAUGAACCUAGGGAGAUUGUUUUCUGUUAAUCACAUGAAUCCAUUUUAUAGCGGGAAAUGGGGCUUGGGAUUCCAACCAGACACAAUACCAACUUCCAAUGGAUUCUUAUCCUUCUAUGGUACCCCAACAUCUCACACUGUGGGUUGUACCCGUACCAAAGAAAACAACUUUUCAGAUACAAAUCUUUUCUGGCAAAAGAUGGCAGAAUGUGCACCAAUAAUUCUUAGUCUUGCUGCAAUGCUUCUGAUUUCAAAGUAUCAUUCUGUGAUAAAACUGAGAGCGUGCAUCCUAUUAAUGUGUUUAUUGGUGACAGGUGUUGGACUGCUCAGAGUCUUUUGCUGGAUGACAAUAUAUAAUCGAAAUGCGUGCAUAUUCAUGGAAAAUAAUGUUAUCAUGGAACAGCCAUAUCAUGAAGAUAAUUUGUCCCUUAGAUUGACCAAAAACACUGUGCAUUUUUUCAACUACAGAGCCAAAAAUUACAUGCCUUUUCUGUAUAUAAUGUCAUUUCUUCAACCAAAGUUUCCGCAUCUUCGGUCACCCCCAUUCAAAAACAAGACAAAAUCCUCCUAUUAUGAUGCUGUGCUGGAGCUAGACUGGAGUGUUGGGAAGAUUUUGCAAGCCUUAGAGAAAAACAAUAUGAAAAACAAUACACUGGUAAUCUUUGUUUCAGACAAUGCACAGUCAUACAGUCACCCAAUUACCAAACUUCCACUACCCUCUCAUCAACAUGGCUCCAACAGUUUUACAGCCAACAAAAUGAUCACGAAGUUACGAGGGGAAAAGGGAUCCAAUAUGGAGGGUGGCUUACGAGUGCCUGCAAUAAUGAGACUACCUGGAAAAAUCAAAUCAAAUACAGAGACAAAUGUAGUAGCAUCACUCAUAGACAUAUAUCCAACCAUACUAGAUUAUUACAACAUUGAGAGAACAAUGCAGGAUCGAUCAGUUGAUGGAAAAAGCUUAUAUCCAGUGUUUGACAACCCCAGUAUGUUUCCCUCUUCUUCACUCCAUGAUCAGCUAUAUCAUUAUUGUGAUACGGGUCCUGUGGGGGCAGUCAUAGUCGGGAACCUAAAAAUUUUCUUUAGAAAUGGAACUGAAACAGAUUGCUCUGGACCACUUCUUGAGACUCCUCUCAUAUUCAACAUCUCCUCUGAUCCAGAAGAGUUACACCCCUUGCCUGUCAAAGCUCACAUGCCCCUAUUAUAUCACAUCAAGGCUUCCCUGAAAAAAUAUGAAAUGACUGCUAACCUCCAUCAGAUGAAGUUUUCACAGUAUGACGAGAUUCCAAACCCAUUUGAUUUUCCAUGCAAUGAUUUGUUAGACUGCACCAAAACUUAUGAUCAAGAUGAAACAUUUAAUGCAUUAUUUCAUGACAAUUAAUUUAAAGCUUAAUAGUAAUAGAAAAGUGAUGUAGUAGUAGAGUUUACUGCUUUUUUCUGUCCUAACCAGGCAGGUUGCAUCAAUUAGGCUUUACAUGGAAAUGCUUCUGUGCAGAUUGUGGGUAUGAAUAUUCCCCAAAAGGUUGUACAAAAGACAUUUACAUUGCAAUAUUCAUAUCAAAACAUGCAUAAUACAAUAUAGUAAAAUUCAGCUUAUCUGUUUAUCAUGUACCUCCAUCCACAUGUGGUGCAUGUAUUUCACUUUCAUGAAUUUUACAAUCAAUCUAGUUUGUGUGUGUGUAUUGUAUAUGCAUUUCAUGUAAUUAUCAUUCCAGAGAUUUGUAUGUAUCUUGAUAAAAUUUGUAUAACUACAUUAUGUAUUACAGAAUUCCAACCAAAUGACUUGUGAUAUAAAUUACAUGAUUCAACUUCUGAAUACAGGUACAUGAAACCAUGAUAUAUACAUGUAUAUAUAUGUAUAUAUAUAUAAACUAACUGAGUAUAUUCAAUCUGCUUCAUGAUAUUUUUAACAUAUAUAAUUAUAUUUAUAAAAUGUAUAUAAUAUAUACAUACAUGUAUAUAUAAAACUUAAAAAAUAAAAGUUUUGCAUUUAUGAA
Molecule: messenger RNA, 3905 nt
Organism: Ostrea edulis (European flat oyster)
Lineage: Eukaryota; Metazoa; Mollusca; Bivalvia; Ostreida; Ostreidae
Product: steryl-sulfatase-like
Exons: 2
Coding region: 1559-3289 (576 amino acids)
Molecular function (GO): arylsulfatase activity
Source: RefSeq, a predicted model, not a curated record